Messenger RNA from Cotesia congregata, 1278 nucleotides. NCBI's taxonomy places the organism in Eukaryota, Metazoa, Arthropoda, Insecta, Hymenoptera, Braconidae. The record is from the annotation of a GenBank genome assembly.
AUGUCAUUUACAAAUUUUAUUGCUAAAUUUAUGACCUCCGAAGUUAAGCAUGAGCUCAAAGGGUUCAAGAUGACAGAUGUAAAUAGAACUCGAAAAGUUGGGAUCGCUUCUCGUAGUCUUCAAGAAUUAAAACGAAAAGCUUGUUUAAAAUUCAACGUAACCAAUGACAUUGCAGAGAUCAAUAUAUACCUUUUAGAUGGUUCUUUAAUUGAUGAUGAUGAGUAUUUCCGCACCUUGGAAUCUCAAACAACUUUGAUCCUUCAGAAACCUGGAGAAAAAUUAUUUUCGGAUGCAGAUUUACUGUAUGAAAUACUUAAAAAAAUCAACAUCGAUUAUCUCACAGCAGGUGAACAAGCUUAUAAAUUUUUAUCAGACAAUCUAAAAAAAAAAGUUGCAAUUUUGAACACCGUAUUGAAUACAGAUGAUUCUAAGACUACUUUUAGUAAAAGAGAUGAUCAUCCAGAGUGGUUUAAAGGAUUGGAAAGUAACGUCUUGACUAAGGAAGCAUACAUGCAUCGUAGAUGCCAGGACAGAAUACGUGGGUAUUUAUAUAAAGCAAUUGAACAAAUUAAAGCAUCUAAUACGUGGUUAACUAACCAUGAAGCGAGAGCACGACUGUAUGAUGUGAUUAAUUAUUUUAAAUUACAACUCAAAGAAGAUCAUUACUUUGGAUACUACUUCGAUCGAAGUCGUGCUUAUAAAAAAAAAGUGAAUCACUUAUUAGAUACAACGGAUGGAGCUUAUAACGAGUGUUACAGCCAUUGUCCUUGCCAAAUUAAACUAUUCAAAACAGAACAAAAAACUGAUCAAGAAAUAGACACUCUUGAAGAUGAAAUUGAUGCUAAAAAGGUAUCUCUUGAUAAUCAGCGUGAAAUUAGGAAAAUAACUGUUGAUAAUAAGAAAAUUCCAUCACAUAAAAUAUUUUCUCGGAGAGGAAGUGAGGAAUAUGCACUUUGCGAUGCGAGAGGAGAAUUCAAAUGUCAAGGUAUUUGGAAUGCGACCAACUGUGCUUAUGGAGAAAAACAUAAGAUUAAUCCAUAUCGAUCGUAUGAAGAACUUGUUCUUUUUUCAACUUGGAAUUUAGAUCAUAAAAUUGAAAGAUCACGUACUCUGGUGCCGCAGUUGAUAAAGUUAUCUGAAGAAGAUUUAAUUAAAAGUGAUGAUGUUUACGAAUGUUACAGUAAUUUAUUUACAGUCAAAAAUUUAAACCUUGUACAUAUUAUAUGUCACGACAAAGGAUCUCAUAUGAACAAUUUUCGCAAUUUAGAUUUAAAAUAA